Drosophila teissieri is the source of this 1435-nucleotide messenger RNA. Its product is annotated as aspartic proteinase A1. The record is from RefSeq and is a predicted model, not a curated record. NCBI's taxonomy places the organism in Eukaryota, Metazoa, Arthropoda, Insecta, Diptera, Drosophilidae. The transcript has a single exon. Gene Ontology annotation, molecular function: aspartic-type endopeptidase activity. Gene Ontology annotation, cellular component: lysosome. The coding region runs from base 10 to 1275 and encodes 421 amino acids. Gene Ontology annotation, biological process: cell death; proteolysis.
CGUCGAACGAUGCAGUCUUCGCAGAAACUCGCACUGGCACUGACCCUAGUGCUGAUUUGGUGCCUGGCCCAAAGUGCUGUGGAGUCCAGGCGAAGAUGGCGCAAGGCCGUGCAUUUGAAUCUGCACAGGGAAGCGAACCACACCAAGAUCCUGAAGAGUUUCCCCAACCAGAAGCUGCGACUCAAGGAAAAACUGAGUCCCACCACCGAUGUGGUGAUAUCCUCGUUAACCGUAUCUCAAACAGCCGUGGCCAAGGAUAACUUGUUCAAUUCCCACAACACGGAGUACUAUGUGACUGCCAGUUUCGGAUCUCCGAAGGCGCAGAAGGUCACCCUCCUGGUGGACACCGCCUCGGCGAAUCUGCUGGUCUACACCUCGGAGUUUGUGAGCGAGUUCUGUGCGCAGCACAAUGGUUACAACUCCAGUGAGUCGCAAACCUACCAGGCCAAUGGAUCUCCCUUCGAGAUACAGUUCGCAUCGCAGGACGUCCUGAAGGGAUUCCUCUCCACGGACACCUUCACCUUGGGAGAUCUGUCCGUUACGAAUCAGACCUUUGCCGAAAUAAACUCAGCUCCUCUGAACCUGUGCAAACGGUCGAAUUUCGAUGGCAUCCUUGGACUCGGACUGCAUCAAAUCGCCCUGGAUGGAGUGCAGACGCCCCUGGACAAUAUUGUGGAGCAAGGACUCAUCGACGAGCCCAUCUUCUCCCUCUACGUCAACCGGAACGCCUCGGAUGCGAGUAACGGCGGCGUAUUGCUGCUCGGAGGUGCGGAUCCCACUCUCUACAGCGGUUGCCUGACUUAUGUGCCCCUUUCCAAAGUGGGUUUCUGGCAGAUCACGGUGGGCCAAGCUGCGAUUGGCUCCAAGAAGCUCUGUUCCAACUGCCAGGCCAUCUUCGAUAUGGGCACCUCCUUGAUAAUUGUGCCGUGUCCUGCGCUGAAAAUUAUAAAUCAAAAGUUGGGCAUUAAGGAAGCCGAUAAAAGAGACGGAGUCUACAUCAUCGACUGCAGCAAGGUGUCUCGUCUGCCGAACGUCGUCCUGAAUAUUGGCUGGAAGGACUUCACUCUCACCCCCUCCGACUACGUUCUCAACUACAGUGGAACCUGCGUAUCCGGCUUUUCUAGUCUCUCCGCAUGCAAUGGCAAUGGCAGCCAAAUCAAUGAUGAUGGCGACGAUCUGAACAACAUAUGGGUGUUUGGCGAUGUGUUCUUUGGAGCCGUCUUCACAUUGUUCGAUUUUGGCCUCAAAUUAGUGGGCUUAGCUCCCAAAGUUUAAGCAAAUAUCGAUCUUCCAUCAACUAAUUGUAAUAAGAUUCUUUAUUUUGUAGUAGAUAGUAGUCAGGUUUGAUGACUGUUGAUACCUGAUAUAUCAGAUAUAUAGGUAUUUAUUUCUAUUGUCAUAAUAAAUAAAUAAGUUGGUGUUGGGAACCUCAAAA